Colletotrichum orchidophilum is the source of this 516-nucleotide messenger RNA. RefSeq lists its product as uncharacterized. The record is from RefSeq and is a predicted model, not a curated record. Lineage: Eukaryota; Fungi; Ascomycota; Sordariomycetes; Glomerellales; Glomerellaceae. Bases 1 to 516 code for a protein of 171 amino acids. The transcript has a single exon.
AUGAGCGGCAUCACGAAAGAGAAUGUCUACGAGAUUCUGCUACUGAAACGCUCCGCGUCCGACUCGUUUCCCCUGAGGUGGGAAAUUCCGGGAGGCACCGCGGACCUUGGCAUCGAUCAGGAUCUAGUACAAGUCGCUAUUCGUGAGCUUUGGGAAGAAACUAGGUUGCGAGCGCUGAAGGUCUUUUGCGCGGUCGGUUUAGGCCUCCCCAGUCAUGUCAGCAACCUCAGCACGCUAGUCGAAGGAGAAGAUGUCACGAUGGACCAGACGAUGAACUUCUGUCUGCUGGCAAUUGAUGGUCUGACCUGGGCAGUCUCGGCAUUUAUUAUCGACGUAGAGGACUCGCAAGCGCAGAUUGUAUUGAGGGAGGAUGAGCAUUUGCAAUGGGCAUGGGUCACUGAAGAAGAGGUGAAGCAGAAAAUGUUCAAUUCUGAAUCACUUGGACAACUUGACUUUGUCACCGAGGCUAUGAAAUACAUGAUCUUGGAAGGGUUCAGGCUAAGGAGGAAAAUAUAA